AUGGUGCUGAGGGAUUGCUAUUCUAAACUUGGGUCGGAAGUGGUUGAAGAGCGCAUCGAAGCAGCCACGUCGUUAAUCCAGGAUUUGAAAAACGAAGACAAUGCAAGCGAAUGGGACUAUGCCUUGACGCGACUCAUGAAGGGGUUGAUCACUACGCGACAAUCGGCCAAGAUUGGAUUCAGCAUGGCUUUGACUGAGGUUGUACACCAGCUCAUUAACGACGGCAAGUUGACCGUGGAGCAGUAUUUGACUAAAUUGGAAGACGUUACGCGAGUCAGGAGCCAGAUGAAAGGUAAAGAAGAACGAGCUGUUUUGUUUGGCAGGUUGUUUGGAUUGCAAGUCUUGCUCAGCACGGGGUGUAUAUUCCGCGCUUUGCACUAUUUGGCCAGGUUUGUCACGAUCUUGGUGGAGUUGGCAGGGACAAAGUCGUGGAUUCGCGAAGUGGCCUUUGCCACGCUUGUUCAAGUCAUCACGGAGGUGCCUGCGAAAUUCAAGGACGAGAUCUUGGUGCUGGUGCUCCAGAGUGUCAACGACUUGGGGUUGAACUUGUCGACCGAGGGACUUGCAGUAUACCUCAAUAUAGAUAGAACGCAACGAACUCAUCUAGCUGGCAAGAUCAAGAACCCCAAGACGAAUUGGAAAAACGGCGACCCUUUGCGGAAGGGGAACUUGCCCGUUUUGGCCAAGGUUUUGAAAGAUGCUGAAGUUGUUGACCCCGAAGCUGAGGAUACCAAGUCGCAAAAGGGGAGUUGGUCGCCGCGGCUCCCUUUUGUGUGGAACUUGAUUGUGAAAAAUUUCACGAGUGGCGACGAAUUCGAGGAAGAGGGAGAACUGCCGGUGCUGGUGCAGGAUUCCAAGAAGAGGAAGAAAAUGGCCAAGGUGCCCGACCACAUUUCAUUUAAGGACUUUUACACUGUUGUCGUGGACGAAUCUCUUUUUGCCGAAAAGUCAUCUCACGAACGCAAGUAUUGGGGGUUUAUGAUAUUCAUGCGAUUCUUGCCUGGACUAGGCCGCGAGGUGAAAUACCUCUUUACGCCGAAUUUCAUGAGAUGUUUGAUCAACCAAGCGUCACACAAGUCACGCAUCUUGCACGGGAUAGCGCGAGAAACGUUGGAUUUUAUCCCGCGGGUGUGCGUUGACGAGCCAGAGGUGUCAACGAUUGUGCUUAAACAGUUGCUCGACGAGUCGAAAGGUGGGUGUUGGAACUUUGACUUGAUUAGCAAGUCGCAUACCAUUGAUGGGAUCUUGUCCAAGCCAAAUGACGAGAUGAUUACUUUUAUACUUGAGAAAUUCGAUAAUGCAUUGAAAGCGCAGGAUGUAUCCGAAGGGUUCAAGAAUUCCAAUGAUAAUGUGCUCAAAUGGUGUCUCGAUAAGCUCAUGUAUAUGGUCAAGAAGAAGUCUGAUUUGGCGAAUUUGCAGUCGAUUUUCGAUUUGCUCAUCGAGCUUAGCUUAUUUGAAACCACGGCGUCGCCGCAAAUCCGCAAGUGUGCUCAGGAAAAAUUGAACAGCUUGCUUUCGGAAGUGAUGACGCAGACAUUUCAACACAAGCUGUGGUCUUUUUAUUGCUACCAGCAAAUACUCAGCUUGGAAAAGAGCCGCAAAUGUUUGGUGGAGUUUGAUGAUGAGUUGAUUCAAGUUAAGCAACAGACUAUUGCUAUGAUCAGCACCAUUGAAAGUCUUUGUCAAAAAAGGAAAAAGAAAACGGAAAAGGAAAUAGUAAAGUCGUCCGACUCGGACACUUUGGAAAUGUUUGAGCUUUUAUUCACGUUAUGCUUCAUCCAGCUCUACUCUGAAGACGAGGAGAUUGUCCAAAUUCUCAGUGAAUUAACCGUGGUUUUUGAAAAACAAUUUAGCGGAGCGGAUGAAGCUGAAGCGGAAACGGAAGAUGAAUCCAACCCCUCGGUGAUCAUGACGGAAAUCAUACUAAGUUUCAUCUCUAGGAAAAGCAAUUUGUUGAAAAAAUUGUCUUUGACUGUAUGGGAAAAGUUUCUUUGUGUGGAGACGGCAGAUGGACAGUUGAGGCUUGAUGAUGCGUGCUUCCAGCUCUUGCUCGAUGUUUUGGUCGCUAGGGAGAAUAAGGAGGGGCAACAGCUGCUAUUUGAAGGAGAUGGGGAGUUUGUUGAUGAGGAGGACGAUAGCGUUGACAGUGAAGCCGGCAACGAUGGAGAUGAAAAUGAAGAUGAGGAAAUGGAAGAAGAAAACGAAGAGGACGGAAGCGACGAAGCGGAAGAAGACGAGGAAGAAGAAGACGAGGAAGAAGAAGACGAGGAAGAAGAAGAGGAAAGCGACGAAGAAAUCGAAGAAAGUCACACGGAGGCCAACACAACGAUGACCGACUUGGAUCGCGAGACCAAUCUCAAACUAGCCAAGGCCUUGGGUAUACCGACGCGAGAAAGCGGUGAGGUGAAAUUUGACGAGCUAUCAGACUUGGAUUCAUCCAACGACGACUACGAAAGCGAUUCCAUGGACGACGAGCAGAUGAUGGCGAUGGAUGACCAACUUUCGAAAAUCUUUAAAGAGCGACAGGAUAUUUUGAAAAGCGUUACAACCGGGAACAAACGCAAGGCCGAAGUAAUGGAAGCCAAGGAAAACAUGAUUUUCUUCAAAAAUCGUGUACUCGACUUGUUGGAAGUAUUCACCCGGAUACACCCCGAUUCCUUUUACAAUUUGAAAUUCAUUGAGCCCGUGAUUACCUUGAUUAACUUGACAUUGGAUAAGAAUCUCGGUGUUAAAGCUCACAAGUAUUUAAAGACCAGAUUGAGCAAGACUAAACUCGACCCCAGUAAGAUUCGCGACGUUGAGACUGUAUCGCGGCUGUUGCUUGAAAUGAUUGAAAAAUUACAGGACCUGGCAAGCACUACAAAGUCGUCGAACCUAGCUGUGUUGGCUAGUUAUAACCAAGCAUGCAUCAUCCUUGCCAAGAACUUGGUGUUUUUGGACCUGAAGAAUUUGGAAGCCGUGGUUGACAUUUAUGCUAGUUCGUUGAAGAAAUGGGCCUUGAGCGACGACAGUCGGCUCCAGCCUUCGCUAUUCUUUGAUUUCGUUAAUUGGAUCAGAAGCAAGAAGAAGUAG
Molecule: messenger RNA, 3072 nt
Organism: Lodderomyces beijingensis
Lineage: Eukaryota; Fungi; Ascomycota; Pichiomycetes; Serinales; Debaryomycetaceae
Source: the annotation of a GenBank genome assembly